Messenger RNA from Mya arenaria, 3718 nucleotides. Its product is annotated as kelch-like protein 6. The transcript is spliced from 2 exons. Bases 156 to 2051 code for a protein of 631 amino acids. NCBI's taxonomy places the organism in Eukaryota, Metazoa, Mollusca, Bivalvia, Myida, Myidae. Gene Ontology annotation, molecular function: protein binding. The record is from RefSeq and is a predicted model, not a curated record.
CCGACAUAAUCAAUGAAAUGUAUACAACAGUCGGUGCUCAUUGAUCGUGAAUAAAGUACAGAGUGUGUCUUUAAACAAAAACAAUGGCUGAAAUGUUAGGAUAAUAUAUUAAAGGACCAACUACAGGCCCUGAAAAGGGUUAACAGGGCCGCAGUAUGGCAGACGAAGAGGGAUCGAGCGGGCUGUCGGUGGCCUCAGAUUCUGAGGACGGAUGUGACGUGGAGGAAACUGCGGACGACAAUGCCAGUAUCACGUCAUCGGCGUCCGGUACCAGCAUGCCUCGUCUGCACCACCUCACCGAAGGGCUCGAAAAACUCUGGAUCACAGGGGCACAUUCAGACAUAAAAAUCACGGUGGAAACUCGUGUUUUUAACUGCCAUAAAGCCGUCCUGUUCGCGACGUCACCGUACUUUGACGCCAUGUUUUCCUCAGGUAUGCGCGAGAGCGUCAGCGGCGAGAUCACGUUCAAAGAAAUGGAGGCAGAAACUUUUGAACUUGUAAUGGAGUACAUUUAUACAGGCAAAGAGGUUGUUACACAGUCUAAUGUGAUAAAAUUGUUGAAAGCAUCGUCUUUAUUACAAAUAAAGUCGUUAUGUGAAAAGUGUGAAGUCAUUUUAGAGCCGUACAUUGAUAUUGAAAACUGUAUCGACAUUUGGCGACUGUCGUUAAUUCACAGUUGGGAAAAGGUAAAGGCGCGAGCAAUAAAGAUGGUACAUACACAUUUUGUUGCCUUAGUGAAAACUGACGCCUUCAUGCGUUUAGACGCUUAUGAAAUCAUUCAGAUAAUUAAACACGACAAUCUAGACGUUCCCAACGAAGAGACGGUCCUUGACGCUGUGUUCUCGUGGGCUCGAAGGGGAGACCCGAGUGUUCGAAAACUAAAGAUGGGCCAGAUUGUCGCCAAUAUACGAUUAGCCCACAUAUCCGCAGAGCGUCUGUCGCAGCUGAAAGCCCCGAACUCACCCGUGUUUGAUGACCAGGCGGCACAGCAUUGUGUGGACGAAGCCAUCCAGUACAAGCUGCUUCCGGCUCGUAGACAGGAAGCGAACUCGUCGGUGACCCAUUUACGCCGCUGUAGUCAGUUUGACGAGGUGUUGGUGGUGAUGGGAGGCUGCAUGUCCAUGCAUCCGCCGUAUAAACGUUGUAAUGACGUGCUUGGAUACAGUUUCGCGCAGGAAAAAUGGUUCGUGUUGGAAUCUCUUCCGUUUGACCCGGGUAUCGAAUUUGCUACCUGCACUUAUGCCAAUGACAUUUACCUUACGGGCGGAGGUAGUAAAACGCAAACGUUCCUGAAGUAUCGAUCUGACAAAAACAAAUGGAAAAUCGGCAAGCCGUUAUGCCAGGGCCGGCGCCGCCAUGUGAUGGUUUCACUUACUGACAGUUUGUAUGUGAUCGGCGGGUACGACCAUCGGCUCCCAGAGGGGAACCGGAUGUUGGCAAGCAUUGAGAAGUUCGAUAUGAGCGAAGACACUUGGGAAGAGGUUGCCCAACUUCCUACUCCAGUCAGCUCGUUCUCAUCUGCCGUGUCCGGUGAGAAAAUCCUUCUCUUCGGCGGGGAAAAGAACGAUAAAACCGACACUGGUAUUGUUCAGUGUUUUGACACGCGGACCAAUGAAUGUACUCGGAUUAAUAGUCUCACAAUAAUUUCAAAACUUACCAAAGCAGUGACAUCCGGUCGUAGAAUCUUCAUUAUAUUCUUCAGUGGUAAAAUUGUGGAAUAUAAUCCGUACGCCGGCAGUGGACAAGUUUGUAAUCUCGUCGGAACCGUGAAGUCGUUCCGUCGUAUUCAUUAUGGCGCCGUGCAGUACCGGGGAAGCAUAUUUAUUGUCGGCGGUGAGAAUGAAGACACAUCUCUUACUAGAGAGAUGAUAUUAUUUAAGACAGAGAGCGGGGAAUCCGAAAAGGCGCGUGUGCCUCUUCCAAACGCCCGCUUAAUUGAUAGUUGCGUGAAGAUCGCGAUUAACAGACGCUUCCUGACGGAAGAGAAGACGGACGACGACGACACCGGAAGUAACGCACCUUCCGACCCGGGUGCCGAGGAUAACAACUAGCCCCAAACACCCAGCUUAUAUUUGAUGUUUCAGAUAUGUGUUCCUUUGACUAAAGAACGUCUUUUGACCUGUAACUACUAACAAUUAUCUUGGCCAUAUUUUUGCUUAAGUGCUGUUCAAAUGUGUAUAAAAAUGUUUCUAUUGUAUUUUAUUUUUGAAUGUGAUGAGUCAUAUGCUAAGCUAGUCAUUGAUAUUGACACAGAAAGGUGUAUGAACAGAUCAAUUCACAAACUGCAGUUGGCUGUGUAUCUUAGGGAAGUGUGACGCACUAAAAUGGGUAGUUACUUUUCAUUGAAAUAACCAUUCUAAACAGGGAUGGCAACUAUCACAAAGGCCGGUGUUGGAUCAAAAUACAGUCAUUAAUAUCUGGUUGAAUGUUCAAAUUUCAGAGAAAAUUUAUUUAACAAGGAAGAUCACCAAGUUUGUUAAACUUGAAUGAUCUCUUAAUGUAACCACAUAAUUAAUAAUUUGGUGAUCGUCCAUAUCAGUGCGCAUGUGAAUUUAACGAAAGUGAUCCAGUUUUAUCAGGUUCACCCCUGGUCAGAUAGGUGACAACAUUUAAAAUCUCUGAGAAGUACAUGGUUUAAUUUCGGUCACUGAGAUCAUCAAAUCGUAAAACAAUCGAGGCACAUGAUUAAUGAUUAGGUCAUAGGUAUUAUUUAUGUUAAAAACAUCAUUUUUUAUUCACAUUUGGUGGCAUCAUUGUUAUUUUUUUAAACAAUUCAUUUUGUCACCAUCUUUUUUGCUAUCUUGGUCAUAACGGUUUAAGCCAUUAAACAUUAAUUUUCGAACGGCAAUAUGCAAAUCUGCGCUCUGAUCUUUUGUCAGCAAUCUUUUAUCGUUGAUCGUAGAUAUUUAUGCAAAAAUUUGCUCUUUCCAAGACAAAAAAAAAUUUAAAAUAUGGAAAAACGGUAAAUCUGUGAGAGUGCAGCUUCAAAAUAUACAUUUCAAUUUUGUAUAGAAUAAUUGUGCUAUUCUUCAAGAAUCAAACUUGAUCACAUUCUUUCUCACAUUGUGUCUGUUUUCAAAGCACAUUUGAUUCAUUUUCAGGCAUAAAUUUAAAGACACAUUUUCCAAAUCAUAAAUUCCAUAAUAAUGAGAAAAAACCCCAAUGUAAAUGCGUUUGAAAGUCUUAUGUACAUAUAUUUCUUUGACUACAAAACCGAUACAAAAUUUCUUUCACUAUUGAACAGCAAGAUUGCAUUUAAAAUGGGGCCUUAUUUUGUCCCCAUUGUAAAGUUAAUGUGUUUAGUAUGCAUGAACACUUAAUGUGUCUGUGUUCUAGUCCAGCCACUUAAGAAUACUCAACUCCCAGGGGUGUGAGGAGAAGAUAAUAUGGUAAUGCAUUCAAAAUCACAGUAAAUGCAUCUACUAAAGUUCCUGUAUAUUGAAACCUCCCUUUAACUAAACAAGGGAGCACGCAUCUGCAUGUGCUUUUCAGCUUAAACUUUUGAGCUACAAACAAUAUCGCAGAUGUAGUAGCUAGCUUUAGUUUAUUCCAUAAAUAGCUGGGUUGUAACUUCCUCAUUGCUUUCUUAAGAGAUCAUUAUUUGCUAUGUUUUUCACAAAGCAAUAAAUAAUGUCUCUCCGAUAUUCUUUGUACAAGUUUUUACUUUUGAUGUCAGGUAUGUGAUGAAGCUUAAGGCAAAUAUAUAUUGUUAAAACUU